Messenger RNA from Menidia menidia (Atlantic silverside), 3332 nucleotides. Lineage: Eukaryota; Metazoa; Chordata; Actinopteri; Atheriniformes; Atherinopsidae. The record is from the annotation of a GenBank genome assembly.
UGGUCAGUCAGCACUCCCCCUUCCCUCCCUCUCUCUCUAUGAACGGACAUUUUUGCAAUUCCAGCUGUCGUGCAAAGACCCAAACAAGCUCACCGUAGCGACAGGAAAUCAACCUCACGUUUUUCUAAAAAGGAAUCAAGAUGUUUUACACGUGUGGACCAAAUGAGGCUAUGGUGGUAUCUGGCUUUGGCCGUUCUCCGCCUCUCAUGAUUGCCGGUGGAAGAGUGUUUGUCUUCCCCUGUAUUCAGCAGAUCCAGAGAAUCACACUGAACACCCUGACUCUAAAUGUGAAGAGUGACAAAGUCUACACGCGCCACGGCGUCCCUAUUUCUGUCACUGGCAUCGCACAGGUGAAGAUCCAGGGUCAAAACAAGGAAAUGUUGGCCACCGCCUGUCAGAUGUUCAUGGGCAAGUCUGAGGCAGAAGUUGCUCAGAUUGCACUGGAGACACUGGAGGGACAUCAGAGAGCCAUCAUUGCCCAUUUGACAGUAGAGGAGAUCUAUCAGGACCGCAAGAAGUUCUCUGAACAGGUCUUUAAAGUGGCCUCCUCUGACCUGGUCAACAUGGGCAUUGGAGUUGUCAGCUACACCCUGAAAGAUGUUCAUGAUGACCAGGACUACCUUCACUCUCUGGGUAAAGCCCGCACAGCCCAGGUGCAGAAAGAUGCCAGAAUUGGAGAAGCUCAAUACAAACGUGAUGCUGUUAUCAGGGAGGCCCAUGCAAUGCAGGAGAAGGUGUCCGCUCAGUACAAGAAUGAGAUUGAAAUGGCAAAAGCCCAGAGAGACUAUGAACUGAAGAAAGCGGCGUAUGACAUGGAGGUCAACUCCAAGAAGGCUGAGUCAGAAAUGGCCUACCAGCUGCAGGUGGCCAAGACCAAGCAGCGCAUUGAGGAGGAGAAUAUGCAGGUCCAGGUUGUGGAGCGCACGCAGCAGAUUACUCUGCAGGAGCAGGAGAUCACCCGCAAAGAGAAGGAGCUGGAGGCCAAAGUUAAGAAGCCUGCAGAGGCUGAGAAGUACCGCCUGGAGAAGCUGGCUGAGGCAUACCGCCUGCAGCUCAUCAUGGAGGCAGAGGCCGAAGCGGAGUCCAUCAAGGUGAGACCUCCCAGCCUACUUCUUCGUUCAUUCCACAUCGUGCCACGCUGUUACUGUGAUCCUAACUGGGCCGUGUUCUCGCUCGCGCAGAUAAAGGGUGAAGCAGAGGCUUUUGCUGUGGAGGCCAAGGGCCGUGCUGAAGCUGAGCAGAUGGCCAAAAAGGCCGACGCCUUCAAGCAGUAUAAGGAGGGAGCUAUGGUGGACAUGCUGCUGGAGAAGCUCCCUCUGAUGGCAGAGGAGAUAAGCAGGCCCCUGUGCGAGGCCCAGAAGAUCACCAUGGUGUCCAGUGGCGGCUCAGAGGUGGGAGCAGCCAAACUUGCCGGAGAGGUCCUCGACAUCAUGACCCGGCUGCCGGCUGCGGUGGAGAAGCUCACCGGAGUCGACAUCUCACAGGUUACUGGAAAGACCACCCGGGUGCAUUAAGAAGGAUCCACGUUUUUCUGUAAUCAUCAGGAGAGUCCACCGUGUUUAGAGCCCCACAUCAUCUUCUUCUGUCUUUAACCACGCUGUUGACCCUGUUUCACUGUGUGUGCGUGCAUGUAUGUGUUUCACUUGCACUCCUCCUCCACCUAAAGGUUCAGUUUGUUCACUCAUCCUUCAUGUGGGUUAGCUGGUUCUCAUCUGUGCAGUUGCUCUUGGCUGUUAGUCACCACAGAAAGAAAUGCAAGGAAAUGACAACCGACAGGCUUCCUUUUGUCUGUGUGAAACAAAAGACACAAUCCACUUAAACUUGUCAGCUUAAGUUAAAAUGAUAAGAUCCGUCUUUGUCCUUUUAUAAUAUUGUACUUGAUUUUCUGUACGCAAUUUUUUUUACCGUACUCCUGUGGCUCUCAUUGUCCAUGCAAAGGGACUGAAUCACCUAACAGUCUCUUUUCUGAAGAAAUUUCUGCUCCUUUACAUGUUCUGUGCCUUCAGAUUCAGGAAAUAAUGCAAAGCAAGUUCAGGUAGCUUGAGUCUGCUGCUACACGUAAUGAACUACUGAAAUCACUUCUAUAAAUAUAUAUCUAUGUAUAUAUAGGUAUAUACAUUUUGAAUGAACAUUUCUACAAUGGAACAGGUUUUGUUUCUGUCAUCAGAUGCUCUGAGGCCUCCUUUACCUCCUACAGCAGCCCAGAACAGACAGACUAAAUACCAACAGGGAAGACCGUUGAGGGUUGUAACCAUAUCCAGUAAAGGGAAAAGGAGAGUGCAAGACUUUUAGCUGGCUGCACUGUGCAACUAUUUUUUGCUAAUUUCUCUAAAUUCUACACACAGCUCCUUUGUUAUGGUGGCACAAACAGCCACCAGCUGUCAGGCCUCUCCACAAAUGACCUGUCCACACCACAAAAUUGGCCCCCAAAUUUACUGAUUGAUUUAUUUCUGAGGCUUAUCGCACAAUCACUUUAUUUUGUGUACGGAGACAUUGUUACCACCAUCCUCAUUUUGCAUGCACUGAGCUUCAUGUCUGACUCACUUUGUCCGCUGGUUUGUUAGAAUAACAGUACGGAAUGACACUUGAUUGCAUCAGAACAGUCAGGAACUGAGGAGAGGUAGUGGUUGAUAGGGUGUCUUGAGGGUUUCAAAUUGAAAGUAAGGAAAGUAUCUUCAGGUGGGUAAAGCAGUGUUUGAUUCUUUACAGCGAUGUCGUCUUUGUUCUUUAAUUUCAUUCAUUACUUUUCAGUUAGUAAUAAAGGAGGACCAUCACUAUAUAGUCAGCUUACUAACCAAGCUGCUGCUUUUACUGUGCACCCCUGCCUCUAAAUGUUUUCUUUUGCUUCAGUUAUUUUUUAUGCUUGUGAGAUGUUGAUUAUUUUAGCUCUUGUAAAACUGCACUUGUAGUUGUAGGACGUGCUAUGGAAACAGUACCUCUAGAGAAGAAUUGAUUUUCUUUUUCACACCAUCUUUCCAAAGUUGCAACUCUUUCAAGCCUUAUGCAUUUCUUUCUUUUUUUUAACCACCAAGUGCCUGGUUAAACUCAAACAGCUUUCUGCCGAUUUAAGAAAACUUCUUUCAGGGAAUAUAUUCUCAUGUCCAGUUAUUCUUAAGCCAUAGGCUGUCUUUAUUGAUAGCUGUAGAUGAAAGCCAAAUUAAUCUCGACUUAUUUUAUCUGCUCUUGUUAAAAAUAUUUGAAAAACAUUUGUUGCAUGACUUUUCUGUGUUAAUAUCAAGUAGCCCCUAUGUAGUGUGGAGGUGCUUGGAUCAAAUAUAGGAAAUGAUCUGUUGUAAACUGACAAUAAAAGAUGUUUUAUUAACAGUAAACAA